Molecule: messenger RNA, 1116 nt
Organism: Dalotia coriaria
Lineage: Eukaryota; Metazoa; Arthropoda; Insecta; Coleoptera; Staphylinidae
Gene: Arl6
Product: ADP ribosylation factor-like 6
Exons: 2
Coding region: 233-802 (189 amino acids)
Biological process (GO): cilium assembly; intracellular protein transport; protein localization to cilium
Cellular component (GO): axoneme; cytoplasm
Molecular function (GO): GTP binding; GTPase activity
Source: RefSeq, a predicted model, not a curated record
GCAUUAUUUCAGUCUUUUACUAUAGUAUUAUUACCGUUUUACACUUCAAACAAGUUAAUUUCCUUAGAAAACUUGUAAUCUAAAAGAAAAAAAUCACAAAUCAAUUAAUUUCAGUAUACAAACAUGUAGAUAUUGUCCGUUUACACACAUGUUAAUAUAAUAUAUCGAUUUAACUUGCAGGCAUUUUGGAUCAUCGUCAAGCACACGCGCUGAAUACAAACAAACAUGAACGAUGGGUUUGUUUGGAAAGUUGGCACUGAUAUUAGGCAUUCGCAAGAAAGAAGUAAAUGUUCUGGUGAUAGGUCUCAACAACAGCGGCAAAUCAACCGUAGUGAAUCAUUUCAAAGCCGAAGAUGAUAAAACUGAAGAAAUCGUGCCGACAGUUGGCUUUAACGUCGAAAAGUUUCAGAAUCAAAACUUAUCCUUUACGGCGUUUGACAUGUCCGGGCAUGGUCGCUACAGAGACCUUUGGGAGCACUACUAUAAAGAUUGUCAUGGAAUCAUCUUUGUGAUCGACAGCAGUGACCGUUUGCGGCUGGUAGUCGUCAAGGAUGAAUUAGACACACUUUUACAACAUCCAGACGUGUGUAAUCGUAAGCUGCCUAUUUUAUUCUAUGCGAAUAAGAUGGAUUGUAAAGAUGCGUUGAGUAGUGUGAAGAUCGCCGCUGGUUUAGGCCUGGAUAAGAUCAUGGACAAACCGUGGCAUAUUUCUGCAAGCAACGCCAUCACCGGUGAAGGUCUACAAGAAGGCGUCGAAUGGUUAACACAACAAAUACGUGAAAUCAUCAUGCGAACCAACUAAUAAGCAAUAAUAAAUUGAUUUUGAAUCGUGUAGAACAUAUGUUAGGUUAUACAAUUUGAAUAUGAGCAAAAAUAACAGUCAUGGAAGAGAACAAAAGUGUUUUACAUCAUUUCAAGUGCCAAAAAUAGACCACAUCUUGAAAAAUACAUAGUAAAUUGUUUGUUUUGCAUUUUGAGGUUAUAAAAGUUAUAAAUAACAUAACCUAAGCGACAAAUUGACAUUUUAUGCACUUUAUGCGUGAAUAAACCAAAAUUUCGAAGAUAUCUUAGAAAAUGUAUUUGUAAUGACUAAUAAUAAUAAGAGAUAAUCAUUAA